Ylistrum balloti is the source of this 1245-nucleotide messenger RNA. RefSeq lists its product as uncharacterized. Gene Ontology annotation, biological process: mitophagy by internal vacuole formation; mitochondrial protein catabolic process. Gene Ontology annotation, cellular component: mitochondrial outer membrane. The record is from RefSeq and is a predicted model, not a curated record. The transcript has 6 exons. The coding region runs from base 52 to 1245 and encodes 397 amino acids. Lineage: Eukaryota; Metazoa; Mollusca; Bivalvia; Pectinida; Pectinidae.
AGUGGCGAGACCGCAUAUAAUGCAACUCCAGACUUAGAGGACCGUUUAAACAUGAUUCUGUCUCAAAUUCAGAACUGGGAGCAAAAGCUUUUGCCACGUGAGACUGAACGACAGCAAAAGACAACACCGCAGAUGGUGGUAGGUGAUCAAAGAGAUAAGGAACAACAGCCGAUUGUAGCAUCAACAACAGCAGAAGCAAAACAUGACAGCUUAGCAAAGAGGAUUGAAGAGCUUCAACGAGAAGUUUCCAAGCUACAGAUGAGAUAUGAUUCGAAGGUAGCCGAAAUUAUGGAAAACAACAAAACUGUACAACAACAGAGAGCAAUAAUAAACGGAUUAGAAAAAGAAACUAAAGAACAACACGCAAUGAUUAACACGAUAACAAGAGAAAAACAGGAGCUUUUAAACAGAUUAAGUGAAGUAGCGGGACACAAAUUACGUGAAAACAACGCAGCCAUAACUGACCUGAGUAGCGCCAUCAGACCGACUAAGAUUGCCGAGCUUUACAAAGAGUUGUACGAUAACCAGUGGACAGACGCGUUUGAAGAACUGAAAGAUCAGGGAUAUCCAGAGAUUACAGCGAUACAGAUCUUAAAUAACACUGUUUAUGACAGUUUUGAAUUUACGUCGGACUUGUCAAGACAGUACAUGGAACAUCUGGAAUUCAGCACAAAGAUUUUGCCAUAUCAAAAAGAAGGGAGUCAGAAAGCCGGCGGGCAAAACCAUCAAAGUCAUACGGCAAAAACCGUUCCUGUUCGAAAUCUGCAACAUCCUGCAGGAAACAGAAUCACAGUUGAACAGAAGCCAAUUCCAACGAAAGUUCUGUCUGAAGAAUGUAAAGAUCUUCUGCGACAACUAAGGAAAACAUCAGCUCCAGCACACGUUGAAGAAGUACAAAUGUGCUUCAUAGAAGGAAAAAAGCGGAAAGUUCCUCCUAACAACCAGAAGGCAAUGAAUGCAUUCUAUAAAGAAUGUGCUAAAGUCACGUGGUAUAUGAAUGUCCAGACUCCGCCAUUGUCGCUGACGUCAAGCCCGGCGAGAGGUACACCGUUCCUUACAGACCUGUAUACACCGUACACUCAGUCGGGGAACAUGGUCGAUUAUGUCGUCUGGCCGGCAUGUCUUCUUCAUGAGAAUGGUCCUUUAUUGAGAAAAGGGGUCUUGCAGCCAUUUAAAUCUGAAGAGGGAGUGGGAGUUGAAAAAGAAAAAAGCAAAAACGCCUUGGAUGGAGGUCAGACAAGGUAG